CCCUUAAAUCUCACCACCAUCUCUCUCUCUUUUUCUCUCUAUCUCUCAAUCUCUCACAGAAAUGGCUCUCAAGGCCGUCCAUGUCACCGACGUCCCUUCCCUGGACCUGGUGACCGAGAAUGCCUCUCUGUCCCUCUGCUCCUCCCGCUUCCCCAACGGGGUGGAAAUGAGUCGGAGUGACUUCAAGAUGCCAAAGUUCGUCGUGAUCGGACACAGAGGUAAUGGCAUGAACGUUCUGCAGUCUUCCGAUCGAAGAAUGAGAGCCAUCAAGGAAAAUACCAUCUUGUCCUUCAACAAAGCCGCCACUUUCCCGCUCGAUUUCAUCGAAUUCGACGUUCAGGUGACGAGAGAUGACUGCCCAGUCAUUUUCCACGACGAUUUCAUCUUCACAGAGGAGAAUGGUUCUGUGUUUGGGAAGAGAUUAACGGAGCUGAAUCUGUCUGAGUUUCUUUCCUAUGGGCCUCAAAGAGAGGCUGAAAAGGAGGGAAAGGUUUUGCUUAGAAAAAAAGAAGGGAAGAUAAUGCAAUGGGACGUUGAACAAGAUGACCCUCUAUGCACUCUUCAAGAGGCUUUUGUCAAGGUGGAACCCACUUUGGGUUUUAACAUUGAGUUGAAAUUCGAUGACCACUUUGUCUAUGAGCAAGAUUAUCUCGUCCAUGUCCUUCAGACCAUCUUAAAGGUUGUGUUUGAUUAUGCCAAGGACAGACCUAUUAUCUUCUCAACAUUCCAGCCAGAAGCAGCAAUGCUCAUUCGGAAAUUGCAAACCAACUACCCUGUGUUCUUUUUGACAAAUGGUGGAUGUGAAAUCUAUGAAGAUGUGAGGAGGAACUCAUUGGAGGAGGCCAUGAAGCUCUGUUUGGAGAAUGGAUUGGAAGGAAUUGUCUCAGAGAUCAAGGGAAUAUUCAGAAAUCCUGGUGCAGUAACCAAGAUCAAAGAGUCCAAGCUUUCUCUACUUUCUUAUGGAAAAUUAAACAAUGUUCCAGAGGCAGUUUACAUGCAACAUCUAAUGGGAAUCGAUGGGGUAAUUGUGGAUUUGGUUCAAGAAAUAACUGAGGCAGUUGCGGAUAUGAUAAAGCCAACAAAGGGUGGUGAAGGAGAGGGUUUGGUUGAGGGUUGUGGGAAGGUGCAGGGAAACUCAAAGCCUCAAUUUUCACAGCAGGAGUUGUCUUUCCUUUUGAAGCUCAUUCCACAGUUGAUACAAAUUUGAAUAGCAGAAGAGAAGACAUUUCUUGAGGCUUUUUAAUUAAUUUCACAAUAUGUACUGUGUGGCCCUUCACAAAAUCAGUGGACCCCCUUGGAGGGGGUCCAUAAAAAGCUUAACCUUUGUACAUAUAUUUCUUCUUUUCACUUUGUAGAUAUAAAGGAAAGAAUGAUUCAUGUGUCAACUUACUGGUUUGGUGGUCGCCAUCCAAAUAUACUUGUCAGAUAAUGCUUUUCAUUGUUUCAAAAUUGUUACACUGGCAUUUGUCUACCACUGCAAUGAGAAAAUACGGAAACUUGGCCUCUU
This is a messenger RNA of Glycine soja, 1507 nucleotides long. Its product is annotated as glycerophosphodiester phosphodiesterase GDPD1, chloroplastic-like. The record is from RefSeq and is a predicted model, not a curated record. Bases 62 to 1207 code for a protein of 381 amino acids. The transcript is spliced from 7 exons. NCBI's taxonomy places the organism in Eukaryota, Viridiplantae, Streptophyta, Magnoliopsida, Fabales, Fabaceae. Gene Ontology annotation, molecular function: phosphoric diester hydrolase activity. Gene Ontology annotation, biological process: glycerophospholipid catabolic process.